AUGUACUGGUCAAUGCAGGUGCUGGUAUACGUGGCCAGACGGACUGUAUCAUUGGGAAAUGCUAGUUAUUAUCUUCCUGGAAAGCCCGAGAUCACGAUUCAAACAUCGUACUAUCCCCUUGGAGUUCCAGAGGAAGAUCAUGCGGUCGCUUUGCUGCCCAUCAUACAUGUGGUGCAGAACGUCAAUAUUACCCUUCGACAGAUCUUGGAUCGCCACCGGACAGAAGAUGAUGUUGUUUGGACAUCGGUCUUCGAAACAAUCGCCCUACCUAGUCGACUGUACUAUACAGCACUGACAGAGGAAAAGCCUCUACCAGGAGUCCCGGUAGGUGACAAGGAUCUUUAUAAUUUGAAAGGACUCAGAACCGGGCCCGGAAAUCGGCCAACGCAGGAUAUUAUGAACCUGACUGGUGUCGUUUCAAUGAGCACAUACAUGGACACACCUGUAUUCGUCGCUCGGUUGGCUGCUGACUUUGCAUCGUGGAGGAAAGCAUGGUAUAACGCUGGCAAUGAUUUUCUGAAGUUGUACAGGAAUUUUCCGGACAAGUUGAUAUAUCCUAUUGACACGCUGGGGAUUAAUACCAUAGCAUAUCCAUCCCCGGGCUUCUUUCCGACAACCAACACUGCAGCUCAAGCACUCUAUGACGAUUUCACAGCGAAACUGGAGACGCUACUUGGCACAAAUAAGACGAUAUUUGAUCUUUAUACCGAGUAUAAAAAUCACAUCAGGCUCUACCCUCUGGAUCAACUCGGAGCAGUUUGGAUACCGAUGACCAACUAUGAGCAAUUCCACAAUGUUGUUUCAUCGUUCAUUGACGAUUAUAUAGAAGAAUAUGGCGGCGACCAUCCUCAUCCCGAUCCGCGUGUAGCGAUGAAUAUGGCCUGGGGCCAGAACACUGAAGCGGCCUUCGCGGAAGCACUUACCAACAAGACGAUUUUCAAGGACUGGAUCGAAAAUUAUAGAGACGAUCACCCGACAGAGAGCCCCGAGGAGGCCGGUCCUUCAUAUGUGUGGAAUCAAUAUAGUAUCAACCAGUUGGCUAGUGUGCCUGAAGUGGUAUUGAUAUUGGGUCAAAUUCACUAUACGAGUAGAGUGACUCAGACGAUGAAACAGUUGCCCGUUACAGUGAGCAUUAAUGCUGCAGCAGGAUGCGAUUUGAUAUUAUAUCAUUCGGUAGAGGUUCUUGCGCAACAGGGUAUCAUUCCAGACAAGGUGUUGACUGGACAGAUGCGCCCUUGGUGCACGACUGUAUGGUGUCGCAGAUACCAUGUUGCCCGAUCCGCAUAUGGUUCGAGGACGCCAACUCCUUCGGAUGGGCAAAAGUCGCAUUUAUCAUACAAAAGUCCCUUUUACUUCGAAACAGGAUAUGCGAUUCAGCCCAAACGGCCAUCGAGACCUUUCCCACCUCCGUUCGUCUCGAUACCAUCAUCUUCAUUCUCCGAUCCUUUGACAACUCAUUUUCAGAGCCAGGAUAGGCGGCCAAAGGUGAAGAAUGAGUUGAUUAGGGGGCUGACGAAUGGAGACGAUGCUAUUCUAGCUAGUGAGUUUCUGCUGGGUGUCAACGACGGGGUGGGCGCCUGGCAAACCAAACCGGAGGGCCAUGCUGCGCUAUGGUCCAGGUUAAUUCUCCAUUUCUGGGCGCUCGAAUGCGAACGACAGGUUACCUGCAAUUCACAGCCCGAUACCAUCACAUUUCUACAGACUGCAUAUGAAGAAACUAUAGCAGCGACUAAUAGCUGGCUCGGCACAACAACAUCAGCAACAGCAUUACUCCACUGCAACCGUCAACAGAAUGGCACCACACCAUUGCUAUACGUGACCAACAUCGGCGACUGCCAAAUCAUAGUCAUACGGCCAAAAGAUAGAAAGACACUCUUCAAAUCGCGCGAACAGUGGCACUGGUUCGACUGUCCAUAUCAACUCGGCACAAAUAGCACGGAUCAACCACGAAAUGACGCCGUCUUAAGCACCGUCGAACUGGAAGAAGGCGACAUUGUUCUUGCGGUCUCCGAUGGUGUCACAGACAACCUCUGGGGCCACGAAAUCAUGGAUAACGUUCUUGAGAGUAUCGAGAAAUGGGAGUCCGGGGACGUGGGUAAUCUUGUGGUGGAACAAGAGACUGGCCCUGCAGAAUGUAUGAUUUUCACUGCUAGGCGCCUUUUGAAUGCGGCACUUGCUAUCGCACUGGACCCUUUUGCUGAUAGUCCUUAUAUGGAGAAGGCUAUUGAUGAGGGUCUUACCAUAGAGGGAGGCAAAAUGGAUGAUAUCAGUGUCGUUAUUGGACGAUGUACAAAGAGGUCGGAGUAA
Messenger RNA from Talaromyces stipitatus ATCC 10500, 2307 nucleotides. RefSeq lists its product as uncharacterized. Bases 1 to 2307 code for a protein of 768 amino acids. Lineage: Eukaryota; Fungi; Ascomycota; Eurotiomycetes; Eurotiales; Trichocomaceae. The record is from RefSeq and is a predicted model, not a curated record. The transcript has 7 exons.